GACUUCGCCCUCAGACCUUGAGUAGCUGCUUUUAGUCUCAUCUUUCUCCAAUCCACCUGCUUGGCAUGGUAAACCUUCAGGAACAUAUAUGCCAGCCAGUAUAGCUCGGCUGGGUCAUAACGAUAGUCAAGCCCGACCACGACGUCAAUGUAGCAGCUACGGUCGGGAAUUGUUUUCUUGACUCCAUUUUCAUAUUAUUUUGAUAAUUUCGGUCGAAAGUAAUAUAAAGCAGGAAGUAAAAUUAUUAAAUAAUUUGUUUAGUGUUGAAUCACCGAUGCAAAGAUUUUCAUCGUCUUUUGAAGACAAUUUACCACUUCAGGGAUUUCGGUGACGCUAACCACAGGCCUGCGUAUUGUUAGUCCAAACUUACGAUGUAUACAGGUUUAUUGUAGUGAUUAUCACAUGGCUGUUAGUCACCGUCGUGAGUCUAUAAAUUGUCCCCGCUAUUACGGUUUGCUUGAAGCGCGACAACUGAUUGGUUGCCUGGUUAUCUUACAGUUAGAUACUAGCGACUCGAAUGUGCAUGAAAUGGUUUAACGUCUAAAAUUACACUCGGUAGUUUAUAUGUUAUAGGUAGAAUAUGGCCAGUACUGGAAUCCAGGAGACGCGUUUCAUCCUACUUGGCACUCAUCAACUGGAUUUCCUUGCUAUCAGUGUAAGAAGAAGCCAAGUAAAUUUGAAAUGUAUUUAGUGAAAACUCAGAUUAUGAAAUAUGUUCACCUAGUCUAUAUUACCCUACUUGCAUUUGUUGUGUUCAGCAAUCCAAGCCGGUUAUAGCGUCCACUAUACCAGUACUGAUAUUCAAACUAGUGUUUGAGCCCACUCCCUUUCACUUCAAACACGAUGCGUUAUACAUUUACUUUGUAAGUUCAAAUAACUACUCACUUAUGAAAUAGGUAUGAUAAAUAUCACUUGUUAGAAAAGGCUUAAAUUGUGCCAACAAUGACCAAUCGGUGUUCAGUUAAACAUAUCAGCAACAGGAUCAUUCGAAGCCCUUCUCACAAUAAUAGUACCAAUCCUUAAAUUCUUUAGCGAACAGUCCAUGUAACUGCUUUUGUUCACUUCUUUCCCAUAAAUUAACUUUGUUAUUAUUUCCAAAAAUGUAUAGAUAGAUAUUUUCCAUUUAUAUAGAAAAUGCCAGAGUAUCAGUAAAUAUCAAUACAUCUAUUAAAGUACAAAUACCGUCCCAUUUAGCUACUGUUAAUAUUGGAAGUGCAACAUCUAAAUCAGAUCCAGAUUAUGAAAAUUCAAUGGUGCAAAUGGGUCCAGUUUACAACCGUACUGUUCAAGUGAAUUGUCCUGGUACAAGAUGUGAUGAACUAUUUCUAUUUCAUCUUAUUCCAAUCGAUUUCACCAUUUAUAAAUUCCGUGUAACCUUCUAUCACGAAUUAAUUAAUAAUCACUUAGAAUUUGAAGAUUACAAAGACAAACAUUCAUUAUUUAAAAUAAUCAGUGUGGAUUUCAUUCUUCAAUAUUAUACUACUGAAUUUACUUAUAUGGAAUUGGUAGUAAAGUUUAUGCUUUUUGUUAUUUCAGAACUAAUUACUAUCUGGUUUUACAUUAGGAUGAAAAAAUUUAAUCUUAAUUGUUGGACGAUUGAACAACAUUGUUUGGCUAUGUUACUGCCUCUUCUUAUACUUUAUAAUAAUCCUUUAUAUCCACUACGAUAUUUGACAAUAAAUUGGUUUCCAUCAUGUCUUGAUUAUUUAUUUCAAAUUACAUUUGUCGCUGUAUUAUUAUUUGUUUGGUUAUGUAUAUACCAUGGUAUACGAAUCUCGAAAAGAACGUUUCAGAAAUUUUAUCUACCAAAAAUAUGUUUGAUCAGCAUAUUUUGGUUGAUUAUAUUUUUAAUAAUUACUUGGAAAGUGUAUGUGGAGCAUCAUGAACCAGUAUUUGAUUUUCUAGAAUAUACGGAACUUCUAAUUUUCAUUGUAGUUUUUAUAAGUCUAUUUGGCUUUAUCUAUUUGGUACUGCUAACUGUGCUGUUGAUUCGAGCCUGUCAUAAAUUAAGAAAAUUGCCAUAUUUUAACUUGCGAUUGUAUUUUCUGACAUUCCAAUCAGUAAUCUUCAUGAUUGUCGUAGGAUUUGUAUAUUUAUCACAUUUCAAUGAAAUAUUAUUAUCUCAAUACAUUAAUUCUGUUCGUAACGUUGUUGAGAGUGAUAACAGUAAUGUGAGUGCACACCGGCAGAAUUAUCAAAGUCACAUGGGAUUACAGUAUCGAUUUAACGAUAUGCUUGGUCAUCAUUCGACACUUGAAUUCUCAAUGAUACAAUUCACUAUUAACUCAUACAUAGCUCUAUUGGCAUUUGUUUACUCUCCACCAAAUAGUGCACACAUAGAAAUGGAUGUAAAAGAUGAUCCAUCAUUAUCAAUGAUAAAUGAUUCUGAUGAAGAUGUAAUUUAUGAAUCAGAUACUGAGACUAAAACUUUUUUAUUCUCUCGACCUAUGUAGUAGUAAUGAUUAUGAUGACGUAAGAUUCGUGUAAUCAAAUCAUGCAUUCGAAUUCUCAGCGUAUUCCUAGAAUUAACUUGUUUCGUGUUCAACACACGUAUACACAUUUAUACAAAUCACUGAAACACACCAUGAUGUUACCUCUCUCUUACACGCACAUAUUACUUGAUUUUUAUUGAGGACUUAAUCUAGUUAGUUUUUUUGUUUGCAUUUUGGAUUCACCGGCUGUUUUCUGACCUUCAGUCAAAUCAUUUUUAUUUAUGGUAUGAUGUGGUGUUUUAUAAAGUACUCUACUCCAAAAGAUCAUUACAUUACGCUACAGUUUUCGGCUCAUUCCAAUCCGAUUCAAUUUGUUCACGAUCACAAUCCAUUGCAUUCAAAGAAAGAAAUCUAUUGUAGAAUAAAGCAUCGACAGUGUAAACAAAACUUCAACUUAAUCAGUGAAUUAUUCGUAUAGAAUUUUCUCUACAUUUAUGUUGGUUGAUUGUACAGAUAGUUGUUGUUAUUAUUUGUCUUUGCAUUGAUUUAACAAUCAUCAGUCAACUGUGAUAUAUUUAUAUACAUAUGCGUAUAUAUGUUGCUUUUCCAAUGUCUAUUUUUUACUAGUUUUCUGCAUUUACAAAAGAAAUAUAUAUUCAUUUUGUUGUAUCGA
Messenger RNA from Schistosoma turkestanicum, 3105 nucleotides. The record is from the annotation of a GenBank genome assembly. NCBI's taxonomy places the organism in Eukaryota, Metazoa, Platyhelminthes, Trematoda, Strigeidida, Schistosomatidae.